GCUCAGGCUCUGGCGCAGGGUCUGAAGGGAGAUCUCCUCGAGCUUGACUGGACUCGGCGACAGUUUGGGGAAGGCGGGAGGGCCGUCUGGGAUGUAGACGUCGAUGAGGUCCUGGGAGUCGAAUGCGUGGAUCUGGCCUUGGCAGGCAGCCACGUUGGAUGGGGGGAGGACGGGGAGGGACAAGAGGUCGAAACUGAGGUCCCUAGGGCAGCAGAGGCCGGCUUAUAUACAGGGGAGAUUAAGGGCAGGCUGUGCGCAUUGGUCCGUGUGCAGCUGGUCCGUGCACAGCAUGCCGACACGGCCCCGGGGGCCGGUGAGUCAGAGCGGCUGUGUCAGCGGAGCCCGAGCUGUGCCGUGCGCUGCCGCCCCAUCUAA
Messenger RNA from Postia placenta MAD-698-R-SB12, 375 nucleotides. RefSeq lists its product as hypothetical. NCBI's taxonomy places the organism in Eukaryota, Fungi, Basidiomycota, Agaricomycetes, Polyporales, Adustoporiaceae. The transcript has 3 exons. The annotation marks the transcript as partial. The record is from RefSeq and is a predicted model, not a curated record.